Molecule: messenger RNA, 1157 nt
Organism: Phacochoerus africanus (Common warthog)
Lineage: Eukaryota; Metazoa; Chordata; Mammalia; Artiodactyla; Suidae
Gene: FKBP1B
Product: FKBP prolyl isomerase 1B
Exons: 4
Coding region: 305-547 (80 amino acids)
Biological process (GO): regulation of cardiac muscle contraction by regulation of the release of sequestered calcium ion
Cellular component (GO): sarcoplasmic reticulum membrane
Molecular function (GO): peptidyl-prolyl cis-trans isomerase activity
Source: RefSeq, a predicted model, not a curated record
UCCUUCGACAUUCUCCCCAGUCAGUGGGUUAAAGCACAUUAGCCUGGUCAAGCUGCCGAGCAGCCGCGUCAGGGUCCCUUCCCCGGGGCCCCGCCCUGGUCGACCCCACCUUUCCGCGCCGCUCCGCCCCGCCGCCCCCUUCCCGGUGGCCCCUCCCCGCGCAGGUCCCGACUCCAGCCGCACCUCCUCCGACUCUGCAGUGGCGGCGGGGAGGCGAGCCGGAGCGCCAGCGGGCCAGGGCCGGAGCCGAGCCGGGGUCGGGGCAACGGCAGGGACCCUCGGAGGCGGGGCCAGUGGGACCGCGAUGGGCGUGGAGAUCGAGACCAUCUCCCCGGGAGACGGAAGGACAUUCCCCAAGAAGGGCCAGACGUGUGUGGUGCACUACACAGGAAUGCUCCAAAAUGGGAAGAAAUUUGAUUCCUCCAGAGACAGAAACAAACCUUUCAAGUUCAGAAUCGGCAAACAGGAAGUCAUCAAAGGUUUUGAAGAGGGUGCAGCCCAGCUGGGUCCUCUUUCUCCUCUCCCCAUCUGCCCCCAUCCCUGCUAGAUGAGCUUGGGGCAGAGGGCGAAGCUGACCUGCACCCCUGAUGUGGCGUAUGGAGCCACGGGCCACCCUGGUGUCAUCCCUCCCAAUGCCACCCUCAUCUUUGACGUGGAGCUGCUCAACUUAGAGUGAAGGCAGGAAGGAACGCAAGGUGGCUGGAGAUGGCUGCUGCUCACCCUCCUUAGCCUGCUCUGCCACUGGGACGGCUCCUCCUGCUUGGGGCUCUUGAUCAGUGCGCUAACCUCACGGCCCCACGGCAUUAUCCAUUCUCUCUGCCCAAGUUGCUCUGUAUGUGUUCUGUCAUUGUUCACGUGCAUCUUUGCUUGAGGAAACUUUGGUUGCAGAUUGAAAUGUUUCAGGUUGUGCAUUUUGCGUGAUGCAUGUAGUAGCCAUUCCUGAUCACAGAACAGAUUUUGUGUCCGCACAAUCUACACUGCCUUACCUUUACUUAAGCCAGACACACAAGGUGCUCAGACAUGAGAUGUACAUGAUGUACACAGAGGGACUUGAGCCAGUUACCUUUGCUGUCACUUUCUUUCUUGGAAAUUCUGCUGACUUAAACAAUGUCCUCUUUGGAAACGAUAUGUAAAAUAAAAGCUCUGUGCUUGUCAAA